Saccostrea echinata is the source of this 4932-nucleotide messenger RNA. RefSeq names its product phosphatidylinositol 4,5-bisphosphate 3-kinase catalytic subunit alpha isoform-like. Gene Ontology annotation, biological process: cell migration; phosphatidylinositol-mediated signaling; phosphatidylinositol 3-kinase/protein kinase B signal transduction. The record is from RefSeq and is a predicted model, not a curated record. Bases 117 to 3278 code for a protein of 1053 amino acids. The transcript has 22 exons. Gene Ontology annotation, cellular component: cytoplasm; plasma membrane; phosphatidylinositol 3-kinase complex. NCBI's taxonomy places the organism in Eukaryota, Metazoa, Mollusca, Bivalvia, Ostreida, Ostreidae. Gene Ontology annotation, molecular function: 1-phosphatidylinositol-3-kinase activity; 1-phosphatidylinositol-4-phosphate 3-kinase activity.
UUAGUGUUCACACUUCCGGUGGGAUGAACAGAUUUUUAGAGAAGUUAGAAGAUAAACAAGUUGUUUUUGUCAUUUGUCCCACAUGAUUUUCUGGGGUAUAUCAAUAUAGAGGAAUAAUGCCACCUAGUUCAGGGGAGCUAUGGGGCCACCACCUGAUGCCCUCGCAGGUGAAGGUGGAUUGUCUUAUGCCAACAGGGGUAUUAAUACAGUUGAUGGUGAACCGAGAUGAAACAUUAGAAAGGAUUAAAGCUCAGUUAUGGAUAGAAGCUAAAAAUUACCCCCUCUUUCAUAAACUUGGGGACCAGGGGUCAUAUAUUUUUGUGAGCAUUACACAAGAUGCAGAGAGUGAGGAAUUCUAUGAUGAAACUAGAAGACUGUGUGAUCUUAGACUGUUUAUGCCUGUACUCAAAGUUGUUGAACCAAUUGGGAACAGAGAAGAAAAGAUAAUUAAUUAUGAAAUAGGUAUGACAAUUGGAAUACCGACCAGUGAUUUUGAUAACAUGAAAGAUCUUGAAGUGAUGACAUUUAGACGGACAGCCCUAGAUGUUUGUCGCGAGGCUCUAGAACAGAGACAGAUUAAUAGUAAACAAAGUGCUGCGUUAUGUGCAUAUCCCCCCGACCUUGAAUCCUCACCAGAACUACCUCCACAUCUCAAAAAGAAAUUAAAGAAAAAAGAAGGGCAUGUUGUUUGCUGUAUAUGGAUAGUAUCAGACGAUGGCAAUAGAAAUAAAUUUAGUGUCAGUGUGGGACACACAGCUCGACCCAUUGAUGUUAUUUCAGAGGUCAUACGGCGAAGGGGGCGCCUAAUGGACAUCACUACAUCACAGCUGGAUGGACUGAUAGAAAGUUAUAAGGGCACGUAUGCCCUUAAAGUGUGUGGUUGUGAUGAGUUUUUAUUGGCAGAGAAUCCAAUAAGUCAAUAUAGGUAUGUUAGAGAAUGUAUUGCUACAGAGAAGAUACCACAGUUCAUGUUAUUGACCAAAGAUGGGAUUUAUGCAACACUUCCAGAGUUUACAUAUCAAAUGCCAUCUUAUGCACAAAGAGGUCAUCAGUUACUGUUAGAUAUAAAUAAUCAGCCAACCAUAUCUCUCUGGGAAAUUAAUGCUGCAAUCAGGAUCAAAAUAAACUGUGCGACUUAUGUCAACGUGAGAGAGGCAGGAAAGAUAUACGUCAAGGCAGGCAUUUAUCAUGGUACUGAGGCUCUUUGUGAAGCUCAGGUGACAAAGGAAGUGGAGUCUAACAAUCCUCGCUGGAACGAGUGGCUGGAAUUCCUCAACAUGACUGAUAUUCCCCGCAGUGCCCGACUCUGUAUGUCCAUCUGUUCUGUCAACAGAAGGAGGAACAGAAAGGUGACCUUUGCCUUAGCUUGGGGAAAUCUACAGCUGUUUGAUUUCAAUGACAGACUUCUAAAUGAAAAAGUUAGUCUAAAUCUGUGGCCUAUGCCCCAGGGAAUGGAUGAACUUCUGAAUCCCAUUGGUAUUCCAGGAUCAAACCCUGAUGAAAAAGAGACAGCCUGUCUUGAGAUAGAAUUUGAUAGGUUUGCCUUUCCUGUGGUGCACCCUCAAGAAUACGAGUUCGAAGAAUUGGCUCACUUUCUGACAACUAGUGAACGAAGAACUCAUUUACUGGAGACUCCUAUAAGCAGACAGAGGGAUGAGGAAACAAUUAGAGAAGUUGUGUUACGUGAUCCAUUGGCUGAAAUCUCUUACCAGGAAAAAGAGAUACUGUGGAGGCAAAGGGAGUUCUGCUUGACUCUCCCCCAUUCUCUGCCAAAACUCCUUCAAGCUAUGAGAUGGAAUGAUCGUGAAAAUGUGGCUCAAAUGUACAUGUUACUGAAGAAAUGGCCCAUUUUAGAGCCGGAAGUUGUUCUAGAGCUGUUAGACUGCUCAUUUCCCGAUCCUCAUGUUCGUAGCUUUGCUGUUAGAUGCAUGGAACAGAAACUCACAGAUGAAAAACUACAACGAUACCUUCUACAGCUUGUACAGGCAUUAAAAUUCGAGCCAUAUCUAGAUAACCCAAUCACCAGAUUUUUGCUGAAGAAAGCACUUUUAAAUCAAAAGAUAGGACAAAUCUUCUUCUGGCAUCUCAAGUCUGAAAUGCACCACCCUGCCAUUAGAACUAGGUUUGGACUUGUGCUGGAGGCAUUCUGUCGAGGCCUUGGGCCAUACUUAAAAGUUUUGACCAGGCAGGUGGAGGCACUAGAAAAACUCACUAAACUUACAGAUGCUCUUCGAAUGGACGUCAAAAAUGACCACAUAGAACAAAUGAAACACCUCCAUUUACAACUACAGCAGCCUGAUUACCAUGAAGCUCUGCGUAACUUCCUGUCACCGCUGAACAACAGCAACAGACUGGGAGAUCUGUGUGCUGCAGACUGUAAAGUGAUGAAGUCUGCCAAGCGACCACUAAAGUUAUCAUGGCAGAAUGCUGAUCCAAUGGCUGAUAUUUAUUUCCUCUCCUUCAAGUUCUUCUUCAAAAAUGGAGAUGAUCUAAGGCAGGAUAUGCUCACGCUGCAGCUGUUAAGGGUAAUGGAUUCACUGUGGAAAGAGGAGGGGCUAGAUUUAAGAUUAAUUCCUUAUGGCUGUCUAUCCACCGGUAAGGAGCUGGGCCUGAUAGAAUGUGUCCGUGAUGCCCUGACUAUUAUGGACAUUCAGAAAAAGACUAUAACUGGUGCUUUUCAGAUCGAUUCUAGUAAUGUUCAUAGGUGGAUCAAAGAAAACAACAAAGAAAGCAAGGAAAAAUAUGAUCAAGCAAUAGAAACAUUCACUCGUUCCUGUGCCGGCUAUUGUGUUGCCACAUUUAUCUUGGGUAUAGGAGACAGACAUUCAGAGAACAUCAUGUGUACUAGGGAUGGUCAGGUAUUUCAUAUUGACUUUGGCCAUUUCCUGAACCACAAGAAAAAGAAGUUUGGAAUCAACAGAGAGCGAGUGCCCUUUGUUCUGACAGAAGACUUUGUGCGUGUCAUUGUCCGUGGCUCAGACAAAAGUACUAAACAUGACCUCUUCGCCGAGUUUAACACAUUGUGUUUGGAGGCCUAUAUGGUUCUCCGUAGACAUGCUCAUCUUCUCAUUAAUCUGUUCACCAUGAUGUUGUCAUGUGGAAUCCCAGAGUUACAGUCCCUGGAUGAUAUAAGCUAUGUAAGAAAGACAUUAGCUGUGGAAGAGACUGAAGAAGAGGCUGCAAAGUAUUUUAAUUUACAGUUUAAAACUGCCCAUGGUGGACAGUGGUCAACUAAAGUAGAUUGGGUAUUCCACUUCAUGAGGGCUUUCAGCAAGUAAAAAGCAAUGGAGGUUGUCUUCUCUUCUUUCCUUUCUCAAAUGCGAACAUGUGUUCAGUGGAUUUUUUUUUCUGUUUUUGCACAUGGAGGAAGAAAUCAAAGGGAUGGAGAAAAUUAUUCUUUUGUUUCGAGAAGAGAUAAAAGGAUCAGAGAACUCCUGGUUUGUCUUUCAGGUCAUCCCAGUUACUGAUAGCCGUGGACAUGCAUUGCGAACAGAAAGUGCUUGGCUCUUACUGGGUCACCUGAGUCUAUCAUGUGACCAACUGCUGUCUGUUACUGUCUGUCAAGCAUAAGUUUUGAAAACCUUCAGCUUCAUUUCAAAAGAAAAAAAAUGACUGAACCAGUACCAAACACUUCUGGUACAUAGCCUGAUAGGGAAAAAAAUUUGUUUAUAGUCCCUGCCUUUGGCCAUGCAUUUAGAGACUUUCAGAGCAAAAGGUUUUUAAGCCUUGUGCAUGAAAUAAAGUUUGCUGAUGAGUACAUGUAUGUGGAAAUAUUCAUGCUAUUCAAAUUACCAUCCAAUGUCCUUAUAUGCAGACCUCUUGUACCAGAGUAUUGGUCAUUUUCAAAUUACUUCCCUUGUUGAAACUCCUUAGAAAUGAAAAAUUUUAGAGUAAAGAUUUAAGACAUGAGUACAUGGGCCAUAACUGAAGCUAUGCAAAUUGCACAGAAAUAAAUAUAAAAAGGCAGAUAAUAUUUAAAAUAAAAAUACCCUAGAGGUCACAACUUUACACAAAAGAUUGAGGUCUAAAUUUACAUGUAGCUUUGAUAUAAUGAAUAUUUUCAUUAUUGGAAGUUUUCUUAAUUAUGACAUUUAUGUCCAGUGCACAUGCCCAUCAAGUUAACCUUGUUUCAAAGUCAAUAUUUAAUGAAGAAAACUUCAUUUUUUGAUAAUUUUUUUUAAAAUGAUAUUUCAGUAACAGUUACAGUUUUGAUUUAAGAGUCGGAAAUUUUACCUUUAAGGUUGUCCAUAAAUUAGCUUGAGACUGGGCAUUGAAAAAAAUUUGAAUGUUCUAGACCUCUUGAAGAUUUGAUGCCUGCUAAAUAACUGGAAGAGUUAUGGUACUGUGUAUAAGAAACAUAACAGAAUUUACUCAAGUAUAUGUAGUUUUUUUUUAUUUUGUUUUGCUUCUAAAGAAGAUAAAAUUUUAAGAAGCGCAGACAGGUACCUGCAAUAUUAGAUUCAACAUCAUGAUAAAAAAUUAUUUAUAUUGAUUCAGAAGUUUAUAACACAAUAUAUUUAUAGAAGUCCCACAGUUGUCUUUGUGAUAUGUAGAGGAAAUUUGGAGUUUAGAUUUUAUAUUGUUACUGGUAUUAGCCUUUGGACUACUGAUAAUAAUAAAGUAUGAAUCAUACUUAGAAACUGGAUGUGCUUGACGUUAUUUAUUUCAGUGCUGUGAGAAAGGUUGUUAAUACUUUUUAAAAUGUGUUUAGUGCUACACAUCAUGUUUCACAGUCUUAUUUCAAUUAAUGAACAAAUUUUGGGUUUUUUUUCCCUUCAAGAAAGUGCAAUCAAUGUUUAUAAUUUGUGUGAAAGGUAGUACAUUAUGAGUACAAUUGUAUAUGCAUUUACAUGUUGACAUCGAAUCAUCACAGAAGAUCCGUAUUUAUACUGUGUGUUGUGUGUCUGUCUUUUCAUGAAAAACAUGUUUUUU